GGUGAGGCAGGCACGAUGGCGGCCCGCGGAGCCUCCGGGAAGCGUGGCGGGCCUCGAGGCGGGGCGGGAGGCCAGGAGGAGGCGCCCCCGCCACUACAGGCCGUGCUGGUGGCCGACAGCUUCAACCGGCGCUUCUUCCCCGUCUCCAAGGACCGCCCGCGGGCUCUGAUUCCCUUGGCAAAUGUGGCCAUGAUUGACUACACGUUAGAAUUCCUCACAGCAACUGGUGUGGAGGAAACCUUCGUCUUUUGCUGCUGGAAGUCGGCAGAGAUCAAGGACCAUAUACUGAAAUCAAAAUGGUGCCGUUCAAACUCUCCAAACACGGUGCGGUUUGUGACCUCAGACCUCUAUCGCUCACUUGGUGAUGUGCUGAGGGAUGUGGAUGCCAAGUCGCUUGUCCGUUCAGACUUCAUUCUUGUCUCUGGAGAUGUUGUGUCCAAUAUUAACGUAUCCACAGCUUUACAGGAACACAGGUUACGACGUAAGCUGGAGAAGAACGUGUCUGUGAUGACCAUGAUCUUCAAAGAGUGCUCGCCAGGUCAUCGAGCUCGGUGCCAAGAGGACGAUAUUAUCAUUGCCACGGACAGUGCUACCAAACGAGUGCUGCACUACCAAAAAACCCGAGGACUGAAACGCUUCCGGUUCCCCAUGAGUUUGUUCCAGCGUAAUAUUGAAGAAGUCCAAGUACGGCAUGAUUUGUUGGACUGUCAGAUUAGCAUAUGUUCUCCACAGGUGGCUGAGCUGUUUACAGAUAACUUUGAUUAUCAAACUCGAGAUGACUUUGUGCGUGGCCUUUUGGUGAAUGAAGAAGUCCUGGGCAACCAGAUCCAUAUGCAUGCAACAUCAGAAGAGUAUGGUGUCCCUGUAUCUAACUUGCUGAUGUACGAAUCCGUAUCCUCUGACAUCCUCCAACGCUGGGUGUAUCCAAUGGCUCCUGAGAUGAACAUCACUGGCGACGAGAAGCAGAGCUGCACCCAUUCCCGGCACAACAUCUACCGGGGGGCGGAGGUGAGCCUGGGCCAUGGCAGCGUGCUUGAAGAGAAUGUCCUCAUCGGGCAGGGAACUUCUGUGGGCAAAAACUGCUCCAUAUCCAACAGUGUCAUUGGCCCCAACUGCAAUAUAGGUGAUGAGGUUGUUCUGGACAGGGCGUUCCUGUGGAAUGGGGUGAGCGUGGCAGACGGUGUGACAAUCCGGCAGUCAAUUGUCUGCGAUGAAGCUGUAGUCAAGAAAGGCGUGACACUAAACUCGCACUGUGUCCUCACUUCCCAGGUGGUGGUGGGUCCUGAUAUAACCCUUCCAGAAGGCACUGUUAUCUCCCUCCAUCCUACAGAUGAGGUGGAGGAAGACGAUGACCAGUUCAGCGAUGAUUCUGGGGUGAACAGAGAAGAGAGCAAGGCAAAGCUAAAAGGUUACAACAUUGCAGAAGUUGGUUCAGAAGGCAGAGGUUAUCUUUGGAAAGCUGACAGUGAGAAUGAUGUGGACCGAGAGGAGCAAACACAUAGUCUUUGGGGUCCUAUUUUAAGUGCCGAAGAAGAAAGUGAGUCGGAAAGCAACAUGAGUGAGGGGUCUGAGCAGCCAGACAGUCGGUCGGUCUCCCCCCAGUUGGAUGACGUCAAAGUUUUCCAGAAUGAGGUGCUGGGGACCCUGCAGAGAGGUGAAGAGGAAAACAUCUCCUGUGACAACCUGGUUUUGGAGAUUAACUCUCUUAAAUAUGCCUAUAAUAUUGGCUUGAAAGAGGUGAUGGAGGUGCUCAGCAAAGUGGUCCUAGAAUUCCCCCUGCAGCAAAUGAAUGCAGAAAAGGAUCCCAAGCGCUAUUGUGUGCUGAUAGUCCCGUUACUGAAGAAUUGGGCUCCAGUCUUCAAGAAUUACAUAAAACGAGCCACGGACCACUUGGACGCCUUGCACGCCAUUGAAGAGUUCUUCCUGGAACACGAGAGCCUGCGUGUGUCCAUGGCCGAAGUGCUGAUGACGUUCUACCAGCUGGAAAUUUUAGCAGAAGAAAUGAUUCUUACCUGGUUUUCUCAACGGGAUGCAUCAGAUAAAGGCAGGCAGCUACGUAAAAACCAGCGGCUUCAGAAAUUUAUCCAGUGGCUGGAGGAGGCAGAAGAGGAGUCAUCCGAGGGAGAGGAAAACUGACUUGUCAGCCCCAGUCAGAAAGAGACGCCCUGCUCUCCCCGCGUCCGAGGGGAAGAAGGGCCUCGGCCUCAGGCUUUGCCAGAUGAGGUGCUGGAGCCGGAGCAAGACCGGGUGCAUGGCGUGUGCGUGUGGGACCCGUGAACCCAAGUUGACUGACAAUCCCCUUGUUAUUUAUCUCUAUACAUAGCAUCUAUUCCUGGAAAGGCACUUCAUGCAGGACAUGCUUGAAUUACUGGCCGGAAAAGCCAGAGACCUGUGUAAUUUUUUAAAAGAUCUUUCUGAAAUUCUGUAUAUGCACAUGCACAUGUGCACACAGUCGCACACACAGUCCCACAGACACACACAGACAUAUUAAACUGUGUGUGUAUAUGUGUUGUUGGGGUGGAAAGACAGAGAGCGUGGGAGCAAUCCACUGGCGCAGAAGGCUCGCCACAGGUGCAUUUGGUAAGGUGGAAAUCCCAGGCCAGCCUCAGAUGGGAGUCACUUCUGUGUUGUGUAAAAGAGGUUCUGUGAAACCAAAACUGCCCAAAGCCUUGAUGUUCCUGGUGUGCUGCAUGUACAGGUAACAUCCCAUUCUUCGAUUCAGCUGACAAUGCUGGAGACACAUAAACAGAGGUCAGCAACCCAAGCUCAGAAUAUGAGAAGGUGCUUUUAAUGAAGGCAAAGUUGUUAAAUGAUAUCAAGUAAUUCAGCCACAAAGAGGGGUCGGGGUGGGCGAGGGGAGAAGCAACUUUUCCUAAAAGGAUACGGUUUGUGCCUACAGGGAAGUUAGCUUCUGUUUUGGCUUGAAUGGUGCCAAAACCACAGGGCCUUUUCUGUUUCACUUCUGUCUGUACAACAUGGGGAAAGUGUUCACCUACCUCACAAGGAGUUUGCAAGUGAAUAAUCUGUAAUGGGUAGGCAUUCUUGUGCUCCUGGCAGAGGGAACCCUUUGUCAGUAUCCGUCCUCCUUGGCAAACAGUUAGAUUCUCUGAUCUGGAAGGGCAGGUCCAUUUCACCCAUCCUGCGGAAGGAGGAACGGAUAUUUGAGAAGGUGCCGGGUUCUAUCUGCUACCAUUGCUGCUAAGUAGGCUUAUCACUUCAUAACCCUUUCCGAGUUCCUUGGUGACCACAGUGACACAACGUAGAUGCAAGCUAGCUUAGUCCCAUAUCACUUCCUGAUAAUUCUGGAAAUUAUUUUCUCAGAAGUCAACAGAAGUUCUCUAGCUCUGGGUUUGGCAUAAAAGGAUGUGGUUACCUAUUCUCUUCCCCCUUGGCAGCAAGGGAUUUGGUCACAGGUUCUCUUCU
This is a messenger RNA of Anolis sagrei ordinatus, 3423 nucleotides long. RefSeq names its product eukaryotic translation initiation factor 2B subunit epsilon (gene EIF2B5). The record is from RefSeq and is a predicted model, not a curated record. Gene Ontology annotation, cellular component: eukaryotic translation initiation factor 2B complex. Gene Ontology annotation, molecular function: translation initiation factor activity; guanyl-nucleotide exchange factor activity; translation initiation factor binding. NCBI's taxonomy places the organism in Eukaryota, Metazoa, Chordata, Lepidosauria, Squamata, Anolidae.